ACGUCACACUCGUACUUGCUGCCUGCGUCUUCCUUCCCGGCCAAAGACUGCCAUACAAAAAAAAAAGCUGCAUUUGAAGGCUCAUAUUAACUGUUUUACCAUUUUUUUUUGUUAAUUAUUGGAGUAAUGUAGAAUGGCGUCGGUAUUUGGGAAGAUUGUCGUGGGUACUUAUGUGGAGAUAAAGCGCAGUGAUGGACGUAUACAUCAGGCAAUGGUGACCUCUCUGAAUGAGGACAACGAGAGCGUCACAGUGGAGUGGAUUGAAAAUGGAGACACUAAAGGAAAAGAGAUUGACUUGGAGAGUAUAUUUGCACUUAACCCUGACGUGGCUCCAGAUGAGGAAAUUGCCCCUAGUCCAGAGACUCCACCCCCACCCACACCAACAUGUGUAAAGGUCAACAAAAUUGCAAAGAACCGUCGGACAAUAGCACCUGUUAAGAAUGACACUCCGUCCAGGGAUAACAGAGGUAUUCCGACUCGGGCCAGACCCACACAGCCCCAACAACCUGAGCCUGCACCCCCGCCCCCAUCUCAGCUGCCUGUACCUCCCACUCAAGCUCAGACACAACAGCAACUGCAGAAUGAAUCGUCACAUCAACCCAUUUCCAGAAAGGAGUUUGGACAGCUUUCGAGGAGGAAGUCUAACUGCGUGAAGGAGGUGGAGAAACUGCAGGAGAAGAGAGAGAGGCGUCGGCUUCAGCAGCAGGAGCUCAGGGAGAAAAGAGCUCAGGAGGUGGAUACCACCAUCCCUAACUAUGAGAUCAUGUAUAUGAUCCGCGAUUUCCGAGCCAGUCUAGACUACAGGCCCUUGACCACAGCAGAUCUGAUUGAAGAGCACAGAAUAUGUGUUUGUGUAAGGAAACGCCCACUCAACAAGAAAGAGCUGACUGUGAAGGAUUUGGAUGUGAUCACCAUCCCCAGUAAGGAUGUGGUGAUGGUUCAUGAACCUAAACAGAAAGUUGACCUCACCCGCUACCUGGAGAACCAGACCUUCCGCUUUGACUACGCCUUCGAUGACAGCACCACCAACGAGAUGGUUUACAGGUUCACUGCCAGACCUCUGGUGGAAACCAUUUUUGAAAGAGGCAUGGCCACCUGCUUUGCUUACGGGCAGACAGGCAGUGGAAAAACACAUACAAUGGGUGGAGAUUUCUCUGGGAAGAACCAAGACUGCUCUAAAGGAAUUUAUGCAUUAGCUGCUCGGGAUGUAUUUCUCAUGUUGAAGAAACCCAAUUACAAGAAGUUAGAUCUGCAAGUGUACGCAACCUUUUUUGAAAUCUACAGUGGAAAGGUGUUUGACCUGCUGAAUCGUAAAACUAAGCUGAGGGUACUGGAGGACGGCAAACAGCAGGUGCAGGUUGUGGGGCUUCAGGAGAAGGAUGUCAAGUGUACAGAGGAAGUGCUGAAACUCAUAGAAGUGGGCAACAGCUGCAGAACAUCAGGGCAGACGUCAGCCAAUGCCCACUCAUCCCGCAGCCACGCUGUGUUCCAGAUCAUUCUUCGGAGGAAGGGGAAAAUGCACGGCAAGUUCUCGCUCAUCGACCUUGCUGGGAAUGAGAGAGGGGCGGAUACAUCAAGUGCAGACCGACAAACUCGUCUGGAGGGGGCUGAGAUCAACAAAAGCCUGCUGGCUCUAAAGGAGUGUAUCAGGGCUCUCGGCCGUAACAAGCCCCACACUCCAUUCAGAGCCAGCAAGCUCACCCAGGUCCUGAGAGACUCCUUCAUUGGAGAAAAUUCACGCACAUGCAUGAUUGCAACAAUCUCUCCCGGUAUGACGUCCUGUGAGAACACCCUCAACACACUACGCUACGCCAACAGAGUGAAAGAGUUUGGGAUUAGUCCAUCGGACAUUCCCUUCUCCCAGGGCGGUCAGGGAAGUCGCUCUGACCACUCGCCAACCAAUACCUUUGAGUUCGAUGAUUUUGCUGAUACCUCUCCCAGCAGGGUGAAGGAGCUCACAGUAGACCCCAACCAAAUGAUAGACGGUGGUCGACCUACCAUCCACGCUGUCAACCAGCUGGAUCUUCUGGACGAGGAUUGGCUUAGUAUCUCGCCACAGAGAGACGACCUCAAACUGCUCUGUGAGCAGAAUGAGGAGGAAGUGUCUCCCCAGCUUUUUACCUUUCAUGAGGCAGUGUCUCAGCUGGUAGAGAUGGAGGAGCAGGUUCUGGAGGACCAUCGAGCUGUUUUCCAGGAGUCCAUCCGGUGGUUAGAAGAUGAAAAGGUGCUGCUGGAGAUGACAGAGGAGGUCGAUUAUGACGUGGAGUCGUACGCCACUCAGCUGGAACAGAUCCUAGACCAGAAGAUAGAAAUCCUCACUGAGCUUCGAGAUAAAGUGAAGUCAUUUCGUUCUACACUCCAGGAGGAGGAGCAGGCCAGUAAGCAGAUCAAUCCCAAGAGGCCACGUGCUCUGUAGAGACUGAAAGCUGAAGAAGUAGAAGUGGCACAUACGACAACAUAACCACUAGAUGUUUGGCACAACUUGGGCUGUCACUAGCAGUUGUUAAAAAAAACACACACCAAUAAAAAGACAUUGUGCUGUACCAACAGGCUCUAGAAAUUGCAUCUGACAUGAUCCCAUUCCUAACAAAACUGGCUGUUUACCCACCAUGGUCUCGUUGGAAAACAUAGGAAGGAAAAUACUUUCAAUUCCUUUCUUUUAAGUAGAUUCUUUUUUAUGGAGAGUGUUAGUCUCCCUUCUCUUUUCUUCUUAAAUUAUUUUCUUUUAUACUUGUUUGUACUUUCUUUGAGCAGAUUCUUUUGGACCUGGUUUCAAGAGAGCUUCAAUUAACUUGUUUAAACGUUUACUGCACAAAACCAGUAUUUGACUUCUGGUUGCUCUGGCUGACAUGUCUGCAUGUGCAUUAUGUAAUAGCCAAUGUACGCCACUGUCCUCCGUUUUCUCAUGCUUUCGGGUCCUCAGUUUGCAUUGUAGUCUUAACUUAUUACAAACAGUCUCAUCUUAUUUUUCCUUCCUUUUUUAGAACAUUUUCCAUUCUGGAGGAAACUUUCAACACAAGUUUUCCUUGUGCCCCUGUAGUUUGUGCCAUGUCAUUCUAUGUGGCAACUGACUUAAAAAAAAAAAACCUCUUACUUACUGUAAAUCAUGUUUUUCACCCCUGUUUAACACUUUGUUAUAAAAAUGAAACUAGAAAAUCUGCUAUUAAUGUAUAGUGAAGAUCACUGACUUACCAUUGGUUACGUUGCUCAGUGUUUGCACCGGAUGUCAUACUGGAUGAAGUAAUAAAGAUUCAUGUGUUUCAUUUGAA
This is a messenger RNA of Labrus mixtus (cuckoo wrasse), 3269 nucleotides long. RefSeq names its product kinesin family member 2a (gene kif2a). Gene Ontology annotation, molecular function: microtubule binding; ATP binding; microtubule motor activity. NCBI's taxonomy places the organism in Eukaryota, Metazoa, Chordata, Actinopteri, Labriformes, Labridae. The record is from RefSeq and is a predicted model, not a curated record. The transcript is spliced from 22 exons. Bases 134 to 2416 code for a protein of 760 amino acids. Gene Ontology annotation, biological process: microtubule-based movement.